This is a messenger RNA of Tachysurus fulvidraco (yellow catfish), 2404 nucleotides long. It is a transcript of the gene pgam5, whose product is annotated as PGAM family member 5, serine/threonine protein phosphatase, mitochondrial. Gene Ontology annotation, biological process: positive regulation of mitochondrial fission. The record is from RefSeq and is a predicted model, not a curated record. Bases 421 to 1278 code for a protein of 285 amino acids. The transcript is spliced from 6 exons. Gene Ontology annotation, cellular component: mitochondrion. NCBI's taxonomy places the organism in Eukaryota, Metazoa, Chordata, Actinopteri, Siluriformes, Bagridae.
UUUUGCUUUCAUUUGUCGUGUUUUCUGCAGGAAGAAGAGGAAGAAGAGGAAGAAGAGGAAGAAGAGGAAGAAGAGGAAGAAGAGGAAGAAGAGGAAGAAGAGGAAGAAGAGGAAGAAUAUAUGCGUUUUUGGUGGUUUGCGUGUUUGUGUUUUUUCCUCUUCAACACCUACUCUCCACACUCCAGCUCUAUAGGUGGCGCAAUUUACACCAUAAACCGAUUCUCCAAACGCCAUAAAACAUUACAGAAGAAGAUAACGACGGAUUUUUGUAGAGAAGUCCACUGUGAUAUAAGAAACCGGAAGCGACCGGCGUCACGCGCUUCUGAGAUCUAAUCUACUGUAUAGGGGCGCCGGGGCUCUCACACAGGUCUAUAUAAGAGUUAUAAAGGCUUUAUAGCGGCGUCGUUACUGCUGGUAGUGAUGUCAUUCCGCAGGGCGGCGAAGCUCGCGUUCGGGUUUGCAGGAGGAUCUGCUGUGGUGGUCGCGUGCGCAUAUUUUACUGAUCAACACCGGGAGGUUGUGCGGUUUAAGCCUGGAUUCAGUGACGUGCUUCAUGCAGCUCAACCCACAGCUUCCAACAACCACUGGGAUUAUAACUGGGAUAAGAGAGAGCCGUCCUCCAUGAACAACACCAAGAAGAAAGGAAGUGUGGGAGAUGAGACCGGCUUGCAGGUGGAGAAUAACAAGCCCACAGCCACACGCCACAUCUUCCUCAUCAGACACUCGCAGUACAACCUGAGUGGUGGCUCGGACAAGGAGAGGAAGCUCACAGAUUUAGGCCGUGAGCAGGCGGAGCUGACGGGACAGAGGCUGUCCUCUCUCGGCCUGAACUACGACAUUCUGAUCCACUCCAGCAUGACACGAGCCACCGAGACGGCUCAGAUCAUCAGCACACACUUGCCAGGAGUGGAUUUGGUAAGCUGUGAUCUGCUGCGAGAAGGUGCUCCCAUCGAACCUGUUCCUCCUGUCAGUCACUGGAAACCUGAGGCUGUGCAGUACCACGAGGAUGGCGCUCGAAUUGAGGCAGCGUUCCGCCGUUACAUCCACCGAGCUGAACCCAAGCAGAAGGAGGACAGCUACGAGAUCAUCGUCUGUCAUGCUAACGUCAUUCGCUAUUUUGUGUGCAGAGCUCUACAGUUUCCUCCUGAGGGCUGGCUCCGUUUGGGUCUCAAUAACGGCAGCAUCACGUGGCUCACCAUCCGUCCGAGCGGCAGGGUGGCACUACGGGCACUUGGAGACUCCGGCUUCAUGCCACCCGACAAAGUGACGCGCACCUGACACUCCUGAUCCUCUUCUGAACCAGAACCGUCCCACUCAGAACCUGGUCUCUCACACAGUACCACAGCAUUAGCCUUACAGAGACUAGGUUUCCUGCUUUUAGUCAACAUCUUACAGAUCACCUGAUUAUUAACUGAUCACAGUAUCAGAAGAGCAAAGUGACUCAGUACUGAUUCAUAAUUUAUAUUUAUUUAUAUUGUUCUGAUUCAGUAUUGGUUCAUCUGUCUUGAACUGUUUCUGAUUCAGUUUUGAUCUCUUUCCAUUUUGAUUCAUUUCAGAUAUCAGGUUUGUUUACAUUUUUGGUCCGGAUUCAUUUUUGAUCUCAUUCGGAUUCACUGAACUGACUCAGAUUUUGUUCUGUUCAGUUUUCAUUUGAUUACCAUUUUAUUUUUGACUCACUUUUCAUUCUGAUCCGGUUCUGAUUAGUGUCUAGAGUGAUUUGGAGUGCUGAGCUGAAAUUUCUAGCAUUUUGAGAUCUCUAACUGAUAAUAUUGAUGUCUUGACUCGUGUUUACAGCGUUUCUGUGGUGUGGUGGUGUGUUUGUGGUUACAGUAUUGUUCUGUUGUCAUAUCGGAUUAAUGAGGAAGUAAAGCAUCAGGUUUCUCUUCAUGAACUCGGGUCUUAAACCUGGGAGAACCAGCAUCAUACGUGUAUUUAGUUAUUGUGUUUCUAACCCUGAUACUUACCCCUGAUCAGGGUUGUUUUUUUCUAAAAGCGAGGUUUGAUUUAAAAAAAAACCAAACAAAUAAAAACCAGAGGCCUUGAUGUGGAGCAGGAAAUUCUGCUUUUCUGUUCCCCAAUCCCAUAAUUCUACUCAGCGUAGAAGUACGAGGGAGAAACAACAGACAAAUCAAAUCUCACGCUCCUGCCAGCAUUCAUUCAGUUCAGUGAGUUACUUAAUGCAGCUUUUUAAUGAUCGUUUCUUGUCAGCGAUCAGAACACACCUCGACCUUUAAUCUGAAUCCAAAUGUUCUUCUGAAAGCCAGCACUCGUCUCGUGUGUGUGCGUGUUAUAUUUUGUAUGAGGCAGGCUCGUCAGUCAAGAGAACUUGUUCGUUGUUUUAAAAGCGUCUGCACGUUUUACAGCAUUUUUGAUUUUGAGAAUUCAAUUAAAAAGUAAAGGUUCA